AUGGCUCCCCAACCAGACUACUACAAAACCCUCGAGGUCGACUCGAAAGCGACCCAACAGCAAAUCCGCGAUGCCUACAAAAAAGCAGCACUAAAGCACCACCCCGACCGCGUCCCCUCCGACUCCCCCGAGCGCGCCAGCCGCACAAAGCGCUUCCAACAAAUCAACGACGCCUACUACACUCUAUCAGACGCGACACGGCGCCGCGACUACGACGCCGCACGCACCUACAACAGUUUCACAGGCAGCACCGCAACACCAGACUCUGAUUUCGAAGAAGACAUCCCAGGAAAUGCGGGUGCGGGCGCAGGCACAGGCGGAGGCUUCGCCCAAGGCUUCCCCUGGUCCGCCUUUGGUUUCGGCAGCGCACCCGCCGGCAACACGGAAGAAUCCCACAACCGGUUCUCUGAAGAGCAAUUCGGUGGUAUAUUCGAGGAGAUGCUUAGGGAAGAGGGGAUGGCGGAUCAAGACGCGCAUCCGACGUCGAAGUUUUGGAGUAUAGUUGAUUGGAUAAUCUACUACACGGACUUCACAGGCUUGAUGAUAUUAGUUCGUUGCACGCAUGAUGUCCAAGCCUACGCAAAGGAGGGAUAUCUCUAA
Messenger RNA from Alternaria novae-zelandiae, 600 nucleotides. RefSeq lists its product as uncharacterized. The record is from RefSeq and is a predicted model, not a curated record. NCBI's taxonomy places the organism in Eukaryota, Fungi, Ascomycota, Dothideomycetes, Pleosporales, Pleosporaceae. Bases 1 to 600 code for a protein of 199 amino acids. The transcript has 6 exons.